Molecule: messenger RNA, 1489 nt
Organism: Raphanus sativus (radish)
Lineage: Eukaryota; Viridiplantae; Streptophyta; Magnoliopsida; Brassicales; Brassicaceae
Exons: 8
Coding region: 160-1389 (409 amino acids)
Biological process (GO): DNA damage response
Molecular function (GO): single-stranded DNA binding
Source: RefSeq, a predicted model, not a curated record
GGGCUUCCGCUAUUUUUUUUAGUUUCUUAAUCCUUUUUUUUUGUUAAUUUACUGAACAAACACUAUGGUUCGAUUAGCGAUACUCGGUGGGAACAGCAGGCCUGACGGUUCUAUUUGUUUUCGUAGGUGUAUUCUUCUCUCCACAAGAACAUAGUAAAGAUGUGCGGCAGGGCUCGCUGUACUCUGAGACCAGAAGAUGUCCGCAGGGCUUGUCACCGCCAUGGCUUUCCUGCCUCUUUUCUUCAUCUCGAAUGUUACCGUCCUUCUUACAACGUUGCGCCGGGAUCUUAUAUGCCGGUUCUACGGAGAGACAAUGAUGGUGUUGCUGUUCACUGUAUGAAGUGGGGAUUAGUCCCUGGUUUCACUAAGAAAACUGAUAAGCCUGAUUUCUUCAAAAUGUUUAAUGCUCGGUCUGAAUCGGUUGCUGAGAAAGCAUCUUUUCGUCGAUUGCUUCCAAAGAAUAGGUGCCUUGUUGCAGUUGAUGGGUUCUAUGAGUGGAAAAAGGAAGGCUCAAAAAAGCAACCCUACUACAUCCAUUUUAAGGAUGAGAGGCCUUUGGUCUUUGCUGCUCUUUUUGAUUCUUGGCAGAACUCAGGAGGUGAGACACUUUAUACCUUCACCAUUUUGACAACCGCUUCCUCGUCAGCCUUGGAUUGGCUCCAUGACAGAAUGCCAGUAAUUUUGGGUGACAAGGAUUCAGUUGAUACAUGGUUAGAUGAUCCCUCAACGUCGAAACUGCAGCCAUUACUUGCACCAUAUGAGAAAUCGGAUUUGGUAUGGUAUCCAGUAACCUCUGCAAUUGGUAAACUAUCUUUUGAUGGACCAGAGUGUAUUCAACAGAUACCGUUAAAGGCCUCGCAGAACAGCUUGAUCUCCAAAUUUUUCUCAGCAAAGCAGCCAAAAACAGAAGAAAAAGACAAGGAAACCAGAUCCACUGAUGCAACCAUCCUAGCUGGUCCGAAAGAGGAACCUUUACUUGAAGGUUAUGAAGGGGUCGUAGUCUCGGAUAGCAAUGAUGAGAGUAAACAAGUGGAAGAGGAGAAUGAAGCCCAAAAGAUUGUGAAAGCGGAAGGAGAUAGGUCAGCAGGCAUUACAUCUGAUCGUGAAUCUGUAAAGAAGGAAAUUGAGGAGGGAGAAGGUGAAUCCGUAGAGACUGGUGGCGGCUUAGAAUUUACCGGGGGGGAGUCUUCAGUAAAGAGUGGGACAAAGAGAGGUUAUGAGUUAUUUUCAGGUCAAGAAAAUCCAUGGAAACAGUCUGUUGUGAGGAGGCUACAAGAUGUUGAUAAAAGCUCUGGGAAGAAGCAAGGAAAAGGAAAGUCUAACACCAAGAAAUCUAAAGAGAAGGAGACGCAGCAGUCUACAUUACAUUUCUUUUUCGAUGAGAAAUAGUUUGUUUGUGUACAUAAAUCAUCUACUAGGACGUGUUUGAGAACUAGCUAAUUUGGUUGUAGAUCAGAUCAUAAAGGAUAUGUAUCGUCGAUGCUUUGUU